This is a messenger RNA of Solanum pennellii, 1575 nucleotides long. Its product is annotated as rhamnogalacturonan I rhamnosyltransferase 1-like. The record is from RefSeq and is a predicted model, not a curated record. The transcript has 8 exons. The coding region runs from base 1 to 1575 and encodes 524 amino acids. Gene Ontology annotation, cellular component: cytoplasm. NCBI's taxonomy places the organism in Eukaryota, Viridiplantae, Streptophyta, Magnoliopsida, Solanales, Solanaceae.
AUGUGCAGAAUAGAAGGAGAAAAGAGUGAAUUUGAAGGCAGAGAGAGGAAGAGAAGGAGGUGGGGAUUGAACGUAAUGGGAUUCAAAGCAGCUGCUUUAGGUGAUAGUCGUGUGGAGAAACUGAAAAGUUCUAUGAUGUCGCGGUCUAGAAUGAAGUUAUGGAUGAUAAGGGCAACAACUUCGAUUUUGUUGUGGACUUGUGUGGUUCAAUUGAUGACUUUAGGGGAGACUUGGGGUCCUAGAGUUUUGAAGGGAUGGCCUUCUUGUUUCUCACAAGAAUCUGCUGCUGCAUUUGCUCUACAAUCGUCGCCGGAGGUCCCUGCCAGAGUUCUUCCACCUAAGAGGGUUUACAAGAAUAAUGGUUACCUUAUGGUUUCAUGCAAUGGAGGGCUGAAUCAAAUGAGGUCUGCGAUAUGUGAUAUGGUUGCCAUAGCAAGAUAUUUGAAUGUGACUCUCAUAGUUCCUGAGCUGGACAAAACCUCGUUUUGGGCUGAUCCAAGUGAAUUUCAAGAUAUUUUUGAUGUUGAUCAUUUUAUAACAUCCUUGAGAGAUGAAGUCCGAAUAUUGAGAGAGCUACCGCCAAGACUGAAGAGGAGAGUGGAGCUAGGAAUGCUUUACACCAUGCCUCCUAUCAGUUGGUCUGAUAUUUCUUACUACCAUAACCAGAUUCUUCCCUUGAUUCAGAAGUACAAAGUUGUUCACCUAAACCGAACUGAUGCUCGGCUAGCUAAUAAUGGUCAACCGAUGGAAUUGCAAAAACUGCGUUGUCGAGUAAAUUUUGAUGCCUUGAAAUUCACCCCUCAAAUAGAAGAGCUGGGUAAAAAGGUCAUUCAACUUCUCAGGCAAAAGGGUCCUUUCAUGGUGCUCCACCUGAGAUACGAAAUGGAUAUGUUAGCUUUCUCUGGCUGUAGUCAGGGAUGUAACAAGGAUGAGAUUGACGAGUUGACAAGAAUGAGAUAUGCUUAUCCAUGGUGGAAGGAGAAAAUCAUAAAUUCAGAUUUGAAAAGGAGAGAUGGUCUCUGUCCUUUGACACCCGAAGAAACUGCUCUGACUUUAAGGGCAUUGGACAUUGAUUCCAGCAUACAAGUUUACAUUGCUGCUGGCGAGAUAUAUGGUGGACGAAGGCGAAUGGCUAGUCUUGCAGCAGCUUACCCCAAUCUGGUGAGGAAGGAGACACUACUAGAACCUUCCGACCUUAUGUUCUUUCAGAAUCACUCUUCUCAAAUGGCUGCAUUGGACUAUCUUGUUUCAUUGGAGAGUGACAUUUUUGUUCCUACGUAUGAUGGAAACAUGGCCAAAGUUGUUGAAGGACAUCGCAGAUAUCUUGGCUACAAGAAAACCAUCUUGUUGGACAGAAAGCUUUUAGUGGAUUUGAUAGACCAACAUACUGCUGGAUCAUUGACAUGGGAUGAGUUCUCUAAUGCAGUUAAGCAUGCUCAUGCUGAACGUAUGGGCAACCCAACCAAGAGGUUGGUUAUUCCAGACCGACCCAAAGAAGAGGAUUAUUUCUAUUCAAACCCAUGGGAGUGUUUAGAAUCAUCUAAUGAGGAUGAAACACUUAGUAGCAGCAUUUAA